This is a messenger RNA of Didymella exigua CBS 183.55, 870 nucleotides long. RefSeq lists its product as uncharacterized. Bases 1 to 870 code for a protein of 289 amino acids. Gene Ontology annotation, molecular function: rRNA (adenine) methyltransferase activity. Gene Ontology annotation, cellular component: nucleolus. The record is from RefSeq and is a predicted model, not a curated record. The transcript is spliced from 2 exons. Lineage: Eukaryota; Fungi; Ascomycota; Dothideomycetes; Pleosporales; Didymellaceae.
AUGACCGUCAAGAAACGCCAAAAAGCUCUGGCGAGUGGGAGACCGCCUGUGAGCAAGCCGAGGGAACGAAUGACUGCGCAGCGUUCCAGGACCAUCAUACGCACUCACCACCGCUUACACAAGCAGCUUGCGGCGGCGCAGAAGAUUGGGGAUUCGCGAAAAGCUCAAGAACUCGAGACUGAAAUCGAGAAAAACGGUGGAAUUGCUCUGUAUCAGGCGGCAAGUAAGCAAGGACAAGCCAGCGACCGUGGCGGCGACUCGAGCAAAUUGCUCGUUGAGUGGUUGGCUGAACUCGGUGUUCUCGAUCGCAAAGCUCGAGGCAAGAGGCGGACAGAGAACGUAUCUUUGAGGUGUCUCGAAGUGGGCGCUCUUUCCACCACAAAUGAGAUCUCGAAGUUUCCCAGCCUUAUCGAGAUGACGAGGAUCGACCUCAAUAGUCAAGGCGCUGGCAUCGAGAAGCAAGAUUUCACAAGGCGACCUCUACCCAAGUCUGACGAAGAGCGGUUUGACAUUGUAUCCUUAUCGCUGGUCCUCAACUAUGUUCCUGACGCUCCUGGCCGUGGAGCGAUGCUUCAGCUGAUCCCUCAAUUUUUAAGGACAGCAGUGACUACAUCAAGUGCCAGCCUGCCGUUGCUUUUUUUCGUCCUACCUCUCCCAUGUAUCGAAAACUCCAGGUACAUCGAUGAGCCUCGAAUGCUGGAGAUUAUGAGUUCCAUUGGCUUUGCACUUACGAAGAAGAAGCUGACUGCAAAGUUGAGCUACUACCUGCUUCACUGGACAGGGCCGGUGAACCCCACUCGAUUCGAGAAGAAGCAGAUCCGAAGCAGCCCUGGGAUGAACAACUUCGGCAGUUUGUUCGCGAGAUCAUAG